Mytilus trossulus (common blue mussel) is the source of this 1627-nucleotide messenger RNA. RefSeq names its product retinal-binding protein-like. The record is from RefSeq and is a predicted model, not a curated record. Bases 28 to 1005 code for a protein of 325 amino acids. Gene Ontology annotation, cellular component: cytoplasm. Lineage: Eukaryota; Metazoa; Mollusca; Bivalvia; Mytilida; Mytilidae. The transcript is spliced from 11 exons.
UGUUAUAACAUAGACGAGGCUGAGAAAAUGCUUCGAAAUAGCAUGGCGUACAAGGAAAAGAAUCAUGUGAAGGAUCUUAUAAGAGACUACAAACUACCUGAGGUUCUUGAUAAAUAUUUGGCUGGUGGUCUUGUUGGUCAAGCUAAAGAUGGAUCUACAUUACGAGUAGAACUCUAUGGAAGACUUGACAUGAGAGGUAUAAUGAACUCGGUAAAGAAAUCUGACCUUGAAAAGACAAAAAUUCUCCAUUGCGAGGCUAAUAUAGAAGACUGGAAGAAACGGUCAGAACAGACUGGUACCAGAAUUGAUGGACUUACUGUUAUAUUUGACAUGGAAGGUGUUGGAAGGCACAUGCUAUGGACCCCAGGUAUACAGAUGUACUUACACAUGGUGAAGAUUUUAGAAGACAAUUAUCCAGAGAUGCUCAAACGGCUGCUGGUCAUAAAUGCUCCUGGGAUCUUUCCUAUCUUAUACAAGCUUUGUAAACCGUUGAUUAGCAAAGAUACUAAAAACAAAAUUGAAAUUAUUGGUGGAAACUAUCAGGAAACACUGAGGAAGUAUAUUGAUGACGAGUACCUUCCGAUGUGUUAUGGUGGAACCUUAACAGAUCCUGAUGGUAACCCGAGGUGUGCAUCAAAGAUAUGCCAAGGGGGAACAGUUCCAGAGGAAUAUUACACAUUGAACACAGAUUACAUUGAUCGUAUGGAAAAUGCUACUAUUCCAAAGGGGGACAAAUUGUCAAAAGAAUAUAUCGUUGAUGUUCCAGGUAGUGCGCUCAGAUGGGAGUUUAUGACUCAAAAUCAUGACAUUGAGUUUGGAGUUUUCUACAAACAAGAUUGUAAAAAAGAAGCAGUGAAAUCCUUGUCAAAAGUCAACAGUCAUACGAUUACAGAAGAUGGCUUUCUAACCUGUGACAAAACCGGUGUUUAUGAAAUUGUAUUUAGUAAUGUCAGCUGGUUCAGUGACAAAAUCAUAUAUUAUACAAUUGAAGUACUAACCCCUUAGUAGAUUGGCAUCUUCAAGAUUAAAGACCACGUCUUCCUCUUUGUCAAAGAAGAUAAAUUCAAAUGAAUGACUACGAACUAGUGAUAGAGAUUACUUAAAUGUAUACAAAUUGUAUAUACAAGAAGGAAAUACAGGUUUAAAAGUGUGGUUUGAUCUUAAUAUUUCAUAUUUAUAAACAUGUUUAUAUAAAGCUUCUAAAGAAUAUGAUGUAAAGGUACAUUAAAGUUCUGUAUAUUCUUAUAAUGGUUGCACAAUUAAAAGAUUAGAAGGGAAAACAAUUAAACUAAUCCCUGAUGUUUUAUUUCAACAUACAUCAUACAACUUAUUAGAAUUAUUCUUACGUUUGUGUUUUUUUAUUGUGUUUUCCAUUACUAAAGAUUCAAGAGAAGGUUAAAUAACAUUCAUUCAUUCGCAUCUUCCUCCAUGACUCUUGCAUUUUGUAAAACAGAAAACAACAAGGUGGAAUGCAUUCCUUUACUGAACUAGUGAAUUUGUAUACAAAAUAAAACCUUUUUUCAAGGUAGAUUCCAACCCAGACUCCGAUAAAGAUUGGGAAUGUUUUUUCCUCUAAUUUUCCUUCAUGAUCCCAUGAAAAUCUUUCUUUGUCCAGUUAUUUAUUCUA